AUGCGAUUACACUGUCUUGUAUUAAUUGACUCAUUGCUGAGCAGCAGUGUUUGUACAGUUCGAGGGAGAUACCGCAAGAAAAUAUUGCUGCUAAGGCAUGGGAAGACUAAAAGGGCUGGCCAUUGUGAAUUGGUGAUUAUUAAUUCUCGAAAACAGAUGGAAAAAGUACUUCAAAUUAAUUCAUGCAGUGUUAGGCGAUUUCAUUUUAAAAGUGCAGUUUGUGGAUGUGUUACGAUUGAGCUACAAAAUCCACCUCUUAUAAUCUGUAUUAAAGAGGCUCCAGUAUUUUCGCUAAGAAAUUUUGUGGUGAAAAUACAGCAAGUUUUGAGAGGUGAAUUAGUGGUUCUUGAAGAUGUCAAAGGAAUUCCAUCAAUGGAUUUCGCAUUUCCAGUGAAAAAACUGAACAUUUGCAGUCAAAAGGACUACGAGGACAACAAAAGAGGAUUUCCUUCUAGCUUGCAAGAAUUAACUGUGUCGAAUAUUGGUUUGACAACAGUUGAUAGUCGAUGGUUUGGAGCUAUUAAUCUUGUUCGACUUGAUCUCAGCAGUAACAAACUUGGUUGUUCAGAUAUAUUUCAAACCAAAUUUUUGAAUAUUGCUCGGCUGAAGCUACUUAAAAUACUUAUACUGUCUGGGAAUGAAAUAGAAUGCAUUUCGGAUGAUCUAUGGCGUGCUUUACCAGAAAAACUUACGGUUUUAAAUUUAUCAGCUAAUCGAAUUUCCUUUCUGUCGCCGUGUUCUAUGCGAUUUCCGUUUCUUACUCAUUUAUUUCUCUCUGGGAACAAGAUUGAAGAAUUACCGCGAAAUAUAAAGAAAUUGAAAAAUUUACGGUUUCUGGAUAUCAGUUACAAUGCAUUGAAGUUUCUUCCACAUGAGAUCAAAUCCUUAUCACUUGAUACACUUGAUAUCACAGCUUAUAAUAGGGAAGAAGUUCCGAGAGUGCAACGUUUGCUUUCUGAACUUGAUCAAAGCAAAAAACAGCUAAUCAGAGUUGGAUCUCUAUUCGAGUGUGCAGCAGCUGCCAUUUUGAAUCAAGGAAUCGAUCCAUCUCCUUUGCCGAAAUGGUUGUAUUCGGUGAUGGUAAAAUCAGCUGAAUAUUGCACCAGCCCAACUGGGAAGUCCAAAUAUUUUCCUGCCAGCAUAGUUGCGAAGAAAGUAUGUUUGUUUAUCCUACCUAAUGCACUGUAUUAUGAUAUGAAAAUGCAACUAAAACAUUUUUAUCAACUCAUUGGUAUUUAUAAUCAGGAGCGCAAUCGUAUUUCAUGUGUAGUUCGUUAA
Molecule: messenger RNA, 1278 nt
Organism: Thelazia callipaeda (thelaziosis nematode)
Lineage: Eukaryota; Metazoa; Nematoda; Chromadorea; Rhabditida; Thelaziidae
Source: the annotation of a GenBank genome assembly